AUGAACCCGAGUAUGGAUGGCAAUGACUCUGGGCGAGAAUUCCAGGAGGCUGAUGACGACAUGAUUGAAAUCCAGUCGAUUCCUUCUCUUACCGACGAUAUAAUGUCACCAAGUGACUCCGGACCUGUGAACUGGAAUGUUAUUGUGGACCCUGAGCUCAGGGCUCUGUAUCAGUAUGCAAUCAGCCACUUAGACGAGAACAGAUUCUUGAGAAAUCACAGACGAUUACUUAAGGGUUACUACAUCCUGUUACAGUCUCAGGCUCACAAAACGGAUCAAAUUAGUUCUAUUGACUUUCUAAGAUCAAGAAAGCAUAGAAACCUGAUCUCAAGCAAGAUAUUGGGGAGUUUAUCCCCUCAGAAAGCCGGACAAAGUGGAGACCUACGCGAGGAAUUGCAGAAAAACGAAAACCGCAACCUCACUAUAGAGAGGUAUCUUAGAGGCCCCGACGAGACAUAUGAAGCAGGUUCAGAGACCAAAAUGUUAUGCUUCAAAGAAGAUGGCGAUGACCGCGAGGUCUCUGAAAACGAGGGACAAAGUGACAGCGAUACGAACGAUGGCGAAACGUCCAAAUCUACGGUUUCUGUCUCAUGCGAGAAGUUAGCAGAAACUCGACAAUUUCUCACUUCAGGCGUAGCGCUGACAAAAUUCAAAACCGACUUUCGAGACUUUCUCUUUCCUAAGGCGAAAGCAGAAAAGGGAAAAGCCAUAUUCAGAGUUGAAGGACGGUCUCAAAAUUGGGCACAAUGUUACAAAUCGAGUUUCUUUGGUUGGAUAUAUGACGUUUGGAAGCCGCCGACGUCGACGCACCACAGAAUCAGAUACACCUGUGUAAGAGGCCACCCAUGCGAUGACCGGGUCGCCAUUAUUUCCAAAUAA
Messenger RNA from Colletotrichum gloeosporioides, 879 nucleotides. RefSeq lists its product as uncharacterized. The transcript is spliced from 2 exons. NCBI's taxonomy places the organism in Eukaryota, Fungi, Ascomycota, Sordariomycetes, Glomerellales, Glomerellaceae. The record is from RefSeq and is a predicted model, not a curated record. Bases 1 to 879 code for a protein of 292 amino acids.